Penaeus vannamei (Pacific white shrimp) is the source of this 1897-nucleotide messenger RNA. Lineage: Eukaryota; Metazoa; Arthropoda; Malacostraca; Decapoda; Penaeidae. The record is from RefSeq and is a predicted model, not a curated record.
UUGAAUAACGACCAGAGAAUAUGGAAACUAUCUAGAAUCUGUUAAUAAAGUAGAAGAAUUCGCAUAUGAUCAGAAAUUGUUAGCAGUAAUCCCAGUCUCGAUGUAAAUAUAUGUAUAAUGUGUGCUUGGAUUUGGAAGCAUGUGGAAUAUACGGUUUUAAAAGGGUCGUCAUGGAGAAGGACCCAAUAUCCUGCUCUGACGAAACCACCAACAGAUCAAGACCAAGAACGAAGAACAAGAAGAGAAGAACCUCAUCCUCUUCAUCCUCGUCCUCCUCAGCGUCACCAAAUCACGUAGAAGUGAAGAAGAAAAGGAAAAGAACGAAGUCAGCGUCCUCAAGGUCCUCUUCUUCGUCUUCCUCCUCCUCAUCUUCUUCCUCGUCCUCUUCUUCAUCAUCAUCGUCGUCCUCCUCCUCUUCCUCUUCUUCAUCAUCAUCAUCUGAGUCAUCAGGAUCAGAGAUGGAAGUGAACAGAGUGAAACUGAAGGAUAAAGCACUUAAGAAAGCUCUUAAGAAGAGAAAGAAAAGAGAAAAGGUGCUGAAAAAGAGACUUAAGAAGUGUAAGAAGCAAGCAAGAGAAAAGCAAAAGAAGUCCAUCAAAAAGAAAGUGAAGAAAUUGAAGAAGAAGUUAAAAAAGCUAAAGAAAGAUAGGAAGAAAGAAAGCAAGAAGUUGAAGAAGGAGAGUUCCCACGAGAAGACAAAGAAAGAUUCGGCUGAACAAGGAAAACCUGACUCCAACAAGGAGAAAGGGCAGAGGCACUCCAAGAAGAAGCCAGAAGUGGUGGAGAAUGGCUCAGCCAUUGGCCCAAGUGUCGACAUGAUGAUGGCAAGCCAAGCGACGGCACCUAUGACAAGGGAGGAUUGGGAGAAGCAGGAGAGUGUCCUACGGCGUGUCUAUGAUCAGGAGAGUGGGAGACACAGAUUAAUAAAAGGAUCUGGGGAAGUAAUGGAAGAGUGUGUGAGUCGCGACCGCCAUCGUGCCAUCAACAAAGCUGCAACUCAGGCCGAUGGUGAAUUCUUUCAGGUCUCGGUGAAGUCCCGAGCAUCAAAAUAGCAGCAGCAUUUUAAAGCUGGGAGGUUUUAUUUUCAUCACAGAUGUCCUUUGAAUGAAACAAGUGAUACUGAAAGCUUUUGCUAGACUGGAUUGAAUUGUUUCUUUUGUUAUGUUUGAAUAUAUUGUUAUUCAGCCUCAAGAAACUGUUGUAUAGGUUAUAUAUUUGGGGGCCUUGUUAGCUUUCCUCACUUUUUCCUCUCUCCUGUUCUUUCUGUUUCUUAUUUUUAAUGUGGUAAUGACUUUAUGACAUGUCAUUAUAUUUUUAUUGUUCAUAAUCAUUGCUCAUGCCAUGAAUGUUGAUGAGUUGUUCAUUUAUUUAAUUUCUUUAGUAUGAGGUGGAAUUUAGGGUUGGAUAUGUUUUUGUUAAAAGACAAAAAUAUUGGUUAUUUUUAUUCUCACGUCAUCAUUCUCGACACAUAUGACUCAUGUGGUGUAGACUCACUCAUGAAUAUCUCUUUUUCCAUUAUCGUAGCUUGAGGUUUUUCAUGCAAUGUAACUGCUCAAAUGACAAAAAUUACUAUGAAAAUGUCAUUAAUUGGAAGCUUCAGGCUAUCUCUUACUUCUGUUUUUUCAUCUAACAUAUUGCCCUCAUUCUGUCACAAAAAGGUUUGAAACUGAAAAUUUGGAACAGUCACCAAUUUUUUUUUUUUUUUUUUUUUUUUUUUUUUUUUUUUUUUUUUUUUUUUUACCUGGUAUCCCCCUCGCAUCUUCUCAAACUCCCCAUUACCGCUCUUCUCCCUCUCCCUUGACAUUUCUUUUCUCCUUUCUCCCUCUCUCUCUCUCUUCCUCUUUUUUCUCUCUCCUUCCCUCUCUUCCUCUUUUUCUCUCUCCCUCCCUCUCUUCCU